UUCGUAUCGAGGCACGUAGACUUGAGACGAGUUGGUCAUCUGGCCUGCCUUCGCCUUUCACAUUCUCGACUUUAAGCAACUUAUAACGCUCCUCAUUAUGUCUUUCACAUCUAUUCCAGUUCUUGACUUGUCUUUGGCCAAGGACCCAGCUACCAAGCUGGCUUUCCUAGCAGACCUUAGGCACGCUCUUAUGGAAGUGGGCUUCUUAUAUCUCCAAAAUGUCGGCAUUUCACAGGAGGUGUUUGACCAAGUCAUUCGGGAAGGAAAGAGCUUCUUUGACAUCCCGAAAGAGGAAAAACUCAAAAUCGAAAUGAAAAACGCCCCCUCCUUCCUCGGCUACUCCCGUCUCUCCGCCGAGAUCACCGCCGGCGCCAUCGACCACCGCGAACAGAUCGACCUCUCUACCGAGCAUCCCUUACCCGAGCCCGGCGCGCCAUUACACUACAAUCUGCUAGCACCCAACCAGUGGCCAUCACCCAAGGUGCUGCCUAGCUUCCGCCAGGUGUUCACCGAUUACAUGAAGAAGAUGGGCGAGAUCUCCAUCUACUUCACCAGCCUGAUCGCCGAGGCGAUCGAGCUACCCGCCAACGCAUUCGACAAGUACUUUGAUAAAGACCAGCAGCACAAGCUGAAGAUUGUCAAGUACCCGGAUGUUGGUACGUUGGGCAAAGAAGGCAAGGAGGGGAAUCAGGGCGUGGGGCCGCAUAAGGACAGUAUGCUAUCGAGCUAUCUCCUCCAGGCCUCCCAUCACCGCGGCCUGCAAGUCCAAAACAUGUUUGGCGAAUGGAUCGACUGCCCGCCCAUCCCCGGUACCUUGGUCGUCGCCAUCGGGCAAGGUCUCGAAGCCCUAACGCAGGGCGUCUGCGUGAGCACCACGCACCGGGUACUCUCGCCGGCCGCCGGCGAAGGCGCCCGCUUUUCCAUUCCCUUUUUCCAGGGUGUGAGGGGCGAUACCACCUUUGACGAUUUGGAAAAGGUUGGCGUCGGACAGGUGCCCGAGCACGUCAAGGAGCAGCGCAGAAGGGUGCUCAAGGUUAGUGGUGGCCAAAGGUUGGAUGAUGUCGAGUUUACGUUUAGGAGUGGAGGGGUGGCGACCACGUUGGGCGAGGCCACGCUGAGGAAUCGGGUGAAAAGUCAUCCGGAUGUGGGAGAGAGGUGGUACCCAGAUAUCUUGAGGAGUCUUAGGGAGGAGCAGAGUAGGGCGGCGGCUGGGAGUAGGAAUUCGACUGUAGGAGGAGGCGCGGCAAUGGUACCGGAGGGGAAGACUGUUGAGGCGCAUUAGUUUCUUUCAGGUUGCGAGUAUCUAGGAUGGGUUCGGGGGUAGGGCGGCGGGCGAUUAUAGCCAGCGUCUUUUACCAUUUGCCAGGCGUCAAGAGAGCGUAGGGAAGAUUAUGUCUGUGUAGUCCAGCUGUGUGUAUCAUGAUUGAUCUCUCGAAGUCUACCAGAUCAAAUCGGGGGUAUGUUUCCUCUUGUAUUUAUUAACGUCAAAUCCAUUGUGAUACGCCUUAUCCCACCCGCUUUGAUGCAUCGCCAUUUAUGUAAAUCACUCCCGUCUGGUGCUGCUUAGCACGUUUUUCUUGGUUCCCGUCCAGCUAUUUUUUGGUGUCUUUGUUGAUGCUCCGUUACUCUGAAUCCAAACUCCCAGACAUCAGAUAUCGGAUCGUCACAGAUCGUUCGUUCGACGGAACAUGGAUAAUGCGCGUUUAUUUCUUGGGCUGCUCGACGAAGCCGGGGAAGCAGUCCGCCAGCGUCUUGUUGUGCUUGUUCUGAGCGUGCUCAUCAAGA
Molecule: messenger RNA, 1785 nt
Organism: Neurospora tetrasperma FGSC 2508
Lineage: Eukaryota; Fungi; Ascomycota; Sordariomycetes; Sordariales; Sordariaceae
Exons: 3
Coding region: 98-1282 (394 amino acids)
Source: RefSeq, a predicted model, not a curated record